AUGAAGGCCGGUCCAGUUAUAGGGCCCUUCGUUUUUUCCUUUUAUAUGUUACAAAGCGUUUUUCAGUAUUUUAAAGGAAAAUGUAGUGGAAAAAGGUAAGAAAGUAUCUUCUCGCUUUUCUUUUGAAGACAAAGAAUCCUUUUUUCGCGAUUAGAGUUAAAAGCAGUUUCAAGGCCAACUGAGACGAGGCGCCUGUUGAUCAGUUUCAAUAAAAGGAUAAUGUAACGAGGACAAGCUACUAAAACGAUUAAACAGAAGAAGGAGAACUAUUCCUGAAGCAGUAUUUAGAAACUUGUAUUUUGGGUCAAAAAGAUCGUGCAACUUUCGGUAAUUUUUUACUUUUUGGUAUUUACUGUAAGUUGUCAGUUUUCGAAAACAAAAAAAAAUCGUCCAUGGUAACCGUUUGUAAUAAUCUUGGUGCUGACCUAAAGGAACGCAGUGUUUGUGAGAGCCUGCCUUCACUUUGGUCAGCAGCUGAGUCGCAGACUCGUUCCCAGUCGUCGGAAGAUCGCGCUCCGUUCCAAGGCUCCUCGUUUUAUUUGGAUAGCGCGAACUGACUUGGUGACGAGGCUAGCUGGGGCGUGAAACAGGAGUGCGCGCGCGUGCUGCCUCACGCAAGCAAAUAACUGAUAACCGAAUUAAAUUUUCCAGUGUUUUUACUUUGUCAGUGAGAUUACAAGACAUUUCUAGUGCAUCAAGUUUUGUAUUCGAAACUUAAAGCUAUUUUAGAUGAAAUAUGAUCUGUAGCUGAUUGUGUUGUGUCUAUUUUUAUUAUCAGAGAAGUUGCAACCGGUGAAAUUAAAAUUCCAGAAUUAACGGAAAAAGCGCCAGUGAAAAUAGAACAGGAAAGUCAAAAAGUAAGCUUUUGUUUACUGCAUGUUAGGAACAACCCACUUUAAGUUAUUCUUGCAAACAAGUUUUUGUGCCAUUCAUUAACUCCCUCCUAUUGGAUUAUUGACUGUGUGUGGGCUUGUCUGCAAUAAGGCUUAGAAACACUGAUUUUUUUCUUUAAUUUUUUGAGGUUUUUGGAACUUGACGGUCCAUGUAAACAAAUAAAACGCCAGAAAGUAAAUAAAAUAAUUAUUAAAGCAGUCGAUAUCAGUUAUAAAUCUAUUCUCUCCCAUUUUGAAGUUUCAUUUACAAAACUACCGUCACUUUCAAGUUAUAUAUAGCAAAACGCCAAGUCCUCUUCAACACUCAUUUCAUAGUCUGAUUUAUAACUUAUUUCAUUCAUCUUGAUUGACUAGUGCCCCGUUAAACGUAGAAGAUCAGAAGAGCAGUUAGACAAGAUUAAGACAAAGAAACAAAGAAAGUCGAUCUCACUGUAUAAACUUAAAGCCAUCAAGAUGAUUGGUGAGGGAGCGUUUGGGAAGGUGAGAGACUGUCAUAAGAAUCAAACAAUAAUCACAAACAAUUCGUAAUAUUAAUUUUCACAAAAUUUAGAGCAAUUUUCGGCGGAUCACCGCGCUACAGUGGCGAGUAUCUCGUGGUCAAAACCUAGCGAUUUAUCAAUUAUUUGAUUAAUUACUUAAAUAAGUCAUUAUCUAUUUAUUAAUUUCAAAACUCUUUUAAAGAAGUUGAAAGGCUUUGUUUACUUUCGUUUUUGCUAAGUGUACGCUCUUUUAAUUAACAAAUAAGCGAUUAAAGGUGAAUACGAUAUACACACUGUGUAGAAUUCCUUCUUUCUCCAACAAGUGGAUGAUAUCUGGGGCUAUUUUUUCGGGUCGGGAAGUAAUAUGACGUUCUUUGGAAACCCACCGGGUUUGAAAAUAUAUCUGUCAAUCUUUUUAUAGGUUCGUCUUUGUGAGGACCGUCGCACCAAGAGGCCAUACGCGGUAAAGCAGAUAAUUGAACCUGACCCAAGCAGUGUGGAAGAGAAAGUAUUGAGCCUAGCCUCGUCCAGUCCUUUCAUAACAAGACUUUGUGAAGAAGUUGAGAACCCGGUAUGAUACUUUUAAAAAUUGCACAAACAUUUUUCCUCCUUUUACCCCCGCUAUAAACGCCGAAACCCGCCCGCCCGCCCGCAGAUGUGGAAAAAAUGGCCGGCCAAUUACAUUUACAGCAUUCCGACAUCUUGACGAACUUGCAGGAAAACAGGGGACUACAAACCCUCCGAAAGAUUAUGAAUUAUACCUGUGCUAUAAGACUUGAUUGAGACGUUUGUGGCCGAGCGUUUAACACCUCAAACUCUGGAUCUGAAGGUCCGAGGUUCAAGCCUCGCCAGUCGCGUUGUUUCCCAAGACAAGAAACUUAACCCCAUUUUGUUUCUUUUCACCCAGGUGUAUAAGUGGGUACCGGCGACAUACUGCUGGGGGGUAACCCUGCGAUGGACUAGCAUCCCAUCUAGGGGGGAGUGGCAAUACUCCUAGGCUUGCUUCAUGCUACGGAAACCGGUAUAAGCUCCGACCGUGUGGGUCUUUGGCUCGUGUGCACCUUUACUUUUUACCUUUAUCGGCUCCACUGGACGUUUCUCUCUGUGCCUCAUUAUCUUUCUCAAUUUUGUUCACUAUAAGCCAAAAAGAAAAUAGUAUGUUAUGGGUCAACUAAUAGCUUCUUUGCAUUUUCAUAUUAUAGUACCCUGGCCAUUUCAUUAUACUAGAGUUCGUUGAAGGAGGAGACCUUUUCACUGAAUUGGAUGAGAAUGGAUGGCUCAGCGAAAAUCGGACGAGGUAAUCAUAAUUCCAUAUAAAAGUUUUCGAGCAACUGUUAAGAAAACAGUCUAUAACAAACGUCACAAUAAAAGAAAACACAACAGAAUGUAACACAUUUGGUCAAGUUUUGCUUUAAACCGAAUACCCAAUAACGCUUCAGUAAGACACGUUCCAUUAGUACUGGGUCGAAAUCAUCGUAAAUUAUUCUUGACUGACUCAUCGUUUAAUAACGACUGGUUCUAUCAAUUGAGUUCUACCCAAUACAUGUAACCUUAAAAUUAAACUGAGGAUGCAAAAACCAGUAAACAAAAAAAUUCUGUCAAAAAAAGUGAUAGAAACUUCACGCCUUCACCUCACAUACGCGGAUGUAUACAAAAAAUGUACCACCUAUGGACCAAUCCGAUGGACCGCUUCGUGAACCCGGUCCAUGGACUACCCCUGUGGACCACGCCUAAUUUUCGUAGAUGAAUUUAACCAGAGGUCUAAACACAUUUUUGGAACCUUAAAUGGACGAAAAUGUGGUCAGUUUUUAUUAUCAGUGGUAUGGGCUCCACAUAUUUUACACUCGCCUACUUUUUUUUCAAUUCCAUACCAAUUGGUUCCCUGCUAGCAGAGGUCUCUCACGGCGAGGCAAAAAUGAGAGAAAGGAGAGACCUCUGCUAGCAGGGAAACCAAUUGGAUGGGUUCGUUUUAGUCUGGUGAAGGAGUCAACAUAUUUUAGAGGGGCAGAAGUAGGGAGGAAGUAGUAUCCUAUGCAGUUUGUUUUGCGUUCCCGUUGUGUGAAAAUCGAAACAAAAACGGCUGUGUAUGAGACUAAGGACGAAAUAUUGUUUCUCCUCCCAGGCUAAACCAAACUCAUGAAUGGAAUUCAGGAAAAAUUUGAGCAAGUGUAUAAUAUGAGGACCCUUUAAUCCUGAUAAUACAGUUAAAAUUGACACAGUUUCAUCCAUUUAAGGUUCCUAAAUUUCGUUUAGACCUCUAGAUUUUAAAGAUUAAUCUUCAAAAAUUAAGGGUGACCUACCUAGAUGGUCCAUGGAGCUCAUUUAAUCUUGCUCAGUAGUGAGACGUAGUAUACAUACAUGUUUUACCUAAAACAUCCUAUUACUCGUCGUUUAUUUUAGGUUUUACACAGCUGAAAUCAUCACCGGCUUGCAAUUUCUACACCAAAAAGGUGUAAUACACAGGUGAGUAGAAAUUUGAAAACUAGCUGAAAUCCACACUUGAUGGGUGAUUUCGAUCGCUUGGCAAACUCAAGAUAAAAAAAGCAAUGAAUUGAGACCGUCGGACCUUCUCAGCCGUAAAUCACCUGACUGUACAAAGUAGGUAAUCGUUUGCUAGAUCAUUGUCUACCAUGACAGGGCCUGUCUCCUCCGAAGAGGNAGGGCACAUUUUGUAAUUUUUCUUUAGCGCCGAAGAGAAAAAUUUAUAAAACGUCUAUGAAACAUUUAAAAAUACAUAAAUUCCCUUUCAAUAGCGUAAUUUCCUUGGCCAUAGAGUGCAAAAUGUACCUGAAAAUUCAGCAAAAUCUUCGCUGACUUGGUUGCAUUUCAAAACAGACCAUGGGCUCCUCCGUGAAGAAAACAAGGUUGAAUAGAGUACUAAAGUGUGACGUCAUAAAAAUGAAAUUUCUGAAAUUAUGGGAUUUGCCCUGAUAUUCUGAAAGAACAAUGUCCACAAGGCCUACUUGCCAAAAAUGAGCAUUUGGGGGCAAAUUGUCUCUGAGAUCGUAGCCCAGUUAUGCUUACAAAACUCCAUACAAACCCUUCUAAAAAUUUUUUGGGUCGACCCAAAAAAAAAUUAGAAGGGUUUGUAUGGAGUUUUCUGAGUGUAACUGGGCUACGAUCUCAGAGACAAUUUGCCGCAAAAUGCUCAUUUUUGGCAAGUAGGCCUCUUGGACAUUGUUCUUUCAGAAUAUCCUGACAAAUCCCAUAAUUUCAGAAAUUUCAUUUUUAUGACGUCAUCACUUUAGUACUCUAUUCUUCGAAGGACGAUUCCUUGAUGAAAAGCUUCCCUUUCUCCACGAAAAGGAAGCUGAGCAUUCUUUUGAACUUUCUCUUUCCAUUUUUUGUCUUUUAACGGUGUAUUUUUAACCUUGAAAUGCAAAACUCUUGUCUUAAAACAUCUGCAUGGUGAUCGCUCAGCAGCCAUUUUGCUGAAAAUGGAUAUCCAUCACUAAGGUUUCCAAAUAUGGUCAAAAUGAAUAUUCACAAGCAUUGAACGCGAGUUACACGUUUCAACCCCUUAUGGGUUUCUGGUUCUACUCAAUACAUGUAACCUUAACAUUGAACUGAGGAUGCAAAAACCAGUAAACAAAAUAAUUCUGUCAAAAUAAGCGAUAGAAACUUCACCUCACAUAGGUGGACGUAUACAAAAAAUGUACCACCUAUGGACCAAGCCGAUGGACCGCUUCGUGAACCCGGUCCGUGGACUACCCCUGUGGAUGACCACGCCUAAUUUUCGAACAUGAAUUUGACCAGAGGUCUAAGCAAAUUUUUCGGAACCUUAAAUGGACGAAAAUGUGGUCAGGUUUUAUUAUCAGUGGUAUGGGAUCCUCAUAUUUUACACUUGUUUAUUUUUUUUCAAUUCCAUACUAUUUGAAUAUAAUAGGUUCGUUUUAGUCUGGUGAAGGAUUCAACCUAUUUUAGAGGAACAGAAGUAGGGAGGAAGUAGUAUCCUACGCAGUUUUUUUGUGUUCCCGCUGCUUGAAAAUCGGCUGUGUUUGAGACUAAGAAAAAAAUCGUAAGACGCAGUGUAUUACUUAAAACAUCCUAUUGCUCGUCUAUUUGUUUUAGGUUUUACACUGCUGAGAUCAUCGCUGGAUUACAAUUUUUACACCAAAAAGGUGUCAUUCACAGGUGAGUAGAAAAAUGAGAAGUAGCUGAAAUUCACAUUUGGUUGGUGAUUUCGAUCACUGACGUAUUAAUAUGGCAAAGAUAAAAAAAAACAAUGAAUUGAUACCGUCGGACCUUUAUUUUGCGGCCUCCUCAACGGCCAACAGUCACGUACAUAUAUCGGGGCGGGCAAAAAUUGUCAGCUGUAAAUCACCUAACUGUACAAAGGAGGUAAUCGUUUGCUAGAUCAUUGUCUGUCACGACAGGGCCUCUCUCCUCCGCAGAGGCCUCUUUGCAUCGGGGGACGAUGGGAAGGGGAAAGAGAGAAGCGAGGGCCUAAGCUAGGCCUCGCUCCCGCUUUUUCUCUCUUCCCAUCGUCCCCCGAGCGCUUUCUAUUUUUCCAUUAUUGCUAUUUUUACUGGGAUACCCAGCGGGAGCCUUCGCAGAGCUAGGAGAGAGUGACAGGGCUCAGCGUUCUGUACAGUCCUUGCAUGGGUGAAGAAAGUUAACUUUAUAAUUAUGCGGCUAUUUAUCCCUUUCCCUGGAAGAUUAUGUCGCACCACUUUUGGCUAGGUUUACUUAAAAAUCAAUGCCUUUAAUAUUUGUGUAAAUUUUUAUUUAUCGUAUGACAGGGACUUGAAACCUGAAAACAUUUUGCUGACCAAAAAAGGAGACAUCAAAAUCAGUGAUUUUGGGUUGUCCGCUAUCAUCGAUCCAGUUAAACAGGAAAAGAUUAACAACGCAGAAANUUAUGUCGCACCACUUUUGGCUAGGUUUACUUAAAAAUCAAUGCCUUUAAUAUUUGUGUAAAUUUUUAUUUAUCGUAUGACAGGGACUUGAAACCUGAAAACAUUUUGCUGACCAAAAAAGGAGACAUCAAAAUCAGUGAUUUUGGGUUGUCCGCUAUCAUCGAUCCAGUUAAACAGGAAAAGAUUAACAACGCAGAAAUUAUCGGGACACCUCGUUACAUGGCUCCUGAGGUAAACCAUGGAACUGUAGCGUUAGUUAAGGGGGACGAGUAUGGUUAAAAGCAUUAUUUUUGGUUGAUUUCCACCCCUUUUCUUAAAUAUCUAGCAAGCCAAGAUUUUAUUCAAUCAAAAAAAUGACUCAGUUAUGUUACAGUCCUUCGAAUGUUUUUAAUGUAUAAAAUUUAGGGGGGAAGAUGUUUAAAAUUUUGGGAAAAUGCAUGGAAAAUAUUGGAUUUGGGGGGUUGUUAAAAAUUAAAAUAUGAAGUGAAUAAUUAGUAGACAAAUACCAGAUAGUCCACCACCACAACAAGGUGCCUCUGAUCCCAUUAGAGGACUAACUGGUUCACCUAUUCUACCCAGUAAUCAGCAUCAUUUCCCAAAAAACAAACCGUAAUCCCCCCUUAGGCGCUGUGAACCAAGUGUCUAAAUCAGUUUCUCGUGUAGCUGCGUGGUCAAUAGUAUUUUAUCCCAGAUCUAGGACCUAUUUCAGAACCUCCAUCCAAAAUAUCCCUGGGAAAAUUUAAGAGGGUUCUAACAAGGACAACCGAAUUAUAUUCUGUUAGGGUAGUUUCUGCUUUUUACUUACUGAAUCAGCGCUGAUAAUUAACGCUAAAACAAAUCUUUAUACAGGCUAUGAAAUAUGAGUUUUUCUUGUAAGAGAUAUAUAUCUGUUACAGGAUAUAUUCUAAUGUUACCUACAGUGGAAGAAAGAAAAGCUGCAUGUUCAGUUUCCCACAAAGCUAACAAUACAUGGCAUGAUUCAUUCAUUAAAAAAUCACAAACCUCAUAGUUAGAUCUUUUUUUAGGAGAAGCUCGGCUUGUUUUCAUGGAAUAACAUCUUAUCGUGCUGAUGUUAGCUUAGUGCAAGGUGUUAUAUUAUUUGUUGCAGAUUAUUUUACAGGACCCAUACGACGCAUGUGUGGAUUGGUGGGCUCUUGGAGUCAUGGUGUUUACGAUGCUCACUGGAAUGGUUUGUAUAUUUCAAAUGUUAUUUCAGUUAUUUUCAGGUUCUUAACACGAAAAAGGUGAAACUGAACUUAGACUAUGAUGAUGGUAACCUACUUAGUUGACAAUGUUAUGCUUUGUGUUUACUUUUCAGAUGCCGUUUGAUGCUGAAUCGGAGGAUGAGUUAUUUGAUUUGAUCGUAUAUCACUACCCACAGAAACCGGACAAAGUAACAAUGUCUGAGCUGUCCACUGACGCCACUGAAUUAUUCCUACACGUAAGUGUCAAACACAUAAAUCAUACAUGAAAUGUUAUAUUCCCUUCAUUUUUUACAUGUACCAAAAUUAUUUAUGCCAGUCGAUAACAAUAGAGGCAAGACUUGGUGAAAAAAAUCCAAAGAUUGACUCCCUACCCCCGGGGUAAUCCCCAUAACGGAUUAUACGGGGUGGCUCCGCCAGAAAGGGUUACCGUUUUUAGGAUUUAGGUAUAUUGAAGGGUAGAGAAAUCUUUUUUAUGUUCGAAUGAGUGAAGAACAAAUAUGACUAGACUAAAACUAGGUCAACGUUGACUUCUGUCACGAAGUAGCAUAAAAACAUAGCAUUUCAAUAAACAAAGAUCUCUGAGUUGAGAGUAAAUACCGAUAUUACAAGACAUAUCACAUUUUUCGGAUGUUUUCAGUUACUAGAAAAAUAUCCGCAAGACCGUCUCGGGUAUAAAGGAGGCGAUUACCCCUGCAUCAGAGAUCAUACUUUCUUUCACGGCUUUGACUGGAACAGACUGGAGGCAUUGGAACUCGACCGCCCACCUUAG
Messenger RNA from Porites evermanni, 8205 nucleotides. NCBI's taxonomy places the organism in Eukaryota, Metazoa, Cnidaria, Anthozoa, Scleractinia, Poritidae. The record is from the annotation of a GenBank genome assembly.